UUAACUUCUGAUUUUGUGUUUCCACCUGGCAAAAAAUCAAAGUGGGCUCAAACUAAACUUACCACAAUUUUGAUAAGGCUCAUUUUUUAGCCAAACCCCUCUGGCCCCCUCUGCCGUUUUCAUUUUCUCCAUUAGGCAUGUAUUUGUUUGUUCUCUAGCGGUUCUGCUAAAAAAUUGAUUGAUGAAGGGAGAAUUGUAGAGCCAAAACAAACUAUACCCAAUACCCUCUUUCAUUUUUCAUCCAUGGAGCCAAAUUCUAGCACCACCACCCUGCAACACCACCACCAUAGCCAUGAUUCUGAGCAUUGCAGCUUGGAAAUAACAACAAUGGAGGUGCACAGAGUGGUGCCACCACCCCAUAAAACCACCAUUCAAAAGCUCAAAUCCAGGCUCAAAGAAACCUUCUUCCCUGAUGACCCUCUGCGCCAGUUCAAAAACCAGUCUGUACAGAAAAAAGGGAUCCUUGCUGCUCAAUACAUCUUCCCUAUUCUCGAAUGGGGUCCCUGUUACAGCUUCAAACUCUUCAAAUCCGACGUAGUCUCUGGCCUCACCAUUGCCAGCUUAGCUAUACCUCAGGGUAUCAGUUAUGCUAAACUCGCCAAUCUGCCUCCCAUUGUUGGCCUCUAUUCUAGCUUUGUGCCGCCGCUUGUUUAUGCGGUUCUUGGAAGCUCCAGAGACCUUGCAGUCGGGCCAGUUUCGAUUGCUUCUCUGAUUCUGGGCUCAAUGCUCGGCCAAGAAGUGUCUCCCACAAAAGACCCUCUUCUGUUUCUUCAACUGGCGUUCACUACAACUUUCUUCGCCGGUGUUGUUCAAGCUUCUCUGGGAUUUUUGAGGCUCGGAUUUAUCAUUGAUUUUCUGUCGAAAGCUAUUCUUGUUGGAUUCAUGGCGGGUGCCGCCAUUAUUGUUUCUCUGCAACAGCUUAAAAGCCUCCUUGGAAUCACUCAUUUCACAAAACAAAUGGGUCUGGUUCCUGUAAUGAGUUCUGUUUUUCACACAACUAAUGAGUGGUCAUGGCAAACAAUAUUGAUGGGGUUUUGCUUUCUUGUAUUCCUUCUUGUUACAAGGCAUCUUGGUAUGAACAGACCGAAAUUCUUCUGGGUGUCAGCUGGAGCCCCUCUUGUCUCUGUGAUCAUUUCUACUUUUCUCGUUUUCGCAUUGAAGGCUCAACACCAUGGCAUCAGCACAAUUGGGAAAUUGCAAGGAGGACUGAAUCCCCCUUCAUGGAAUAUGUUGAGGUUUCAUGGAAACCGUUUGGGACUAGUCAUGAAAACUGGGCUUGUCACCGGCAUUAUUUCUCUCACUGAAGGAAUUGCAGUAGGAAGGACUUUUGCAGCUCUUAAGAAUUAUAAAGUUGACGGUAACAAGGAAAUGAUAGCAAUUGGGCUAAUGAACAUGGUUGGCUCCUCCACUUCAUGCUACAUUACAACAGGUGCAUUCUCAAGGUCUGCUGUCAAUCACAAUGCAGGCGCUAAGACAGCGGUGUCAAAUGUGGUAAUGUCAGUAACAGUUAUGGUGACUCUCCUCUUCCUCAUGCCACUCUUCCAGUACACACCAGAUGUUGUUCUGGGUGCGAUCAUAGUGUCAGCAGUGGUUGGCCUCAUUGACAUUCCAGCUGCUUAUCAAAUUUGGAAGGUCGACAAAUUUGACUUCCUUGUUAUGUUGUGUGCGUUAUUAGGUGUCAUUUUCAUCUCUGUCCAAGAUGGCCUUGCAAUUGCAGUUGGGAUAUCAAUUUUCAAGAUCCUCCUACAAAUCACUAGGCCAAAAACAGUGAUGUUGGGAAAGAUUCCUGGGACAGACGUUUACCGAAAUCUUCAGCAUUACAAGGAAGCUGUGAAGGUUCCUGGUUUUCUCAUUUUAAGCAUUGAAGCUCCAAUCAACUUCACCAACACCACAUAUCUAAAUGAAAGGAUCUCACGGUGGAUCGAUGAAUAUGAAGCGGAAGAAGAUCUGAAAAAUCAAUCAAGCCUUAAAUUUGUAAUUUUGGAUGUGUCAGCUGUCAGUGCCAUAGACACAAGUGGAGUUUCUUUCUUCAAAGAUUUAAGGACAAUAAUGGAAAAGAAGGGUCUUGAGCUUGUGCUGGUGAAUCCUUUGGCUGAAGUGAUAGAAAAAUUGCACAGAGCAGAUGAAGCUGGAGAUUUCAGAAGACCAGAUAGCUUGUUCUUGACAGUUGGAGAGGCUGUGGCUGUACUUUCAUCAACAAUGAAAGGCUCAUCUUCCACUCAUGCAUGACUACACAAAGGAUAUUUGUAUUUGUACCCCAAAUAAUUCUUACAGUAAACUUCCUUCUUGUGCUUCACAAGUGAGGCCCUCAUUCAUUUUGUGCUUCAUUGUAUCUUCGUAGGCUAUCUCGUGGGUACAUUUGAAGUUGAACAAUGUUGUUUGUGGUGGUGCCUAUGGUCCUGGAUUGGAUUUGAGCCGGUUCGAGCUCUAACGAACUAAUUUUGAGUUAAAGAAAUUUCAACUUGUUGAGUUUGAUUUAAGCUUAAAAUUAAUGUCAUUAUCUGAGCUUGCCUUGUUGGA
Messenger RNA from Mangifera indica (mango), 2520 nucleotides. RefSeq names its product probable sulfate transporter 3.3. NCBI's taxonomy places the organism in Eukaryota, Viridiplantae, Streptophyta, Magnoliopsida, Sapindales, Anacardiaceae. Gene Ontology annotation, molecular function: secondary active sulfate transmembrane transporter activity. Gene Ontology annotation, biological process: transmembrane transport. Bases 244 to 2229 code for a protein of 661 amino acids. The transcript has 13 exons. Gene Ontology annotation, cellular component: membrane. The record is from RefSeq and is a predicted model, not a curated record.